UUAUAUUUGAUCGUCCUAUGGAGCAUUUGCAUUAAUACUGGCCCGACUGCCUUGCUACCCCAUCGUCUUGCAAGCGGUUUGACUUCAUUAGCUUCUCUGAGUCUUACAACGAAGAGUCUGGAAGCGUACAUCAUUUCGAUGAGUGAGACGUUCGAGGACGACUUUGAGAUCAUUGACGAUGCCGACGACCCCGAGAUCAUCGCGCUGACUGAGUUGGGGACAACACUCAUUCAGGCUAUCCUGGAGAAAGAACCUAUCUCAAACGUGCAAGAUUUAAUAGACGCAGGAGCACCGCUGUGGUAUCAAGACGAUGAAGGUACUUCAGCUCUGCAUGCUGCUGCCUACGUCGAAAACGAGCAGCUCGUGAAGUUACUCAUCGAGGAAGGCGCCGUCUGGAACGCAGUCGACAACUUGCAGAAUACUGCUGGUGAUAUUGCAUUGUCGCUCAACAAUGUAGAGUGUUACAACCUAAUCCGCGACGCAGGCAUCCGAUCAGAGUUACUUUUGACCUUACUUUCGUCCCAGACAUACUUGAAUCCCACUCCGUCAUCAUUUGUGUUUCGGGACGUGGACAACUCUGCAGUUGCAUCCACAGAUGCCUUUUUGUCGUCUAAGUUGCGCUACACUCAAGAUGUCCAUGGCCAGGAUAUUUGCCUGCUUGACCUCGAUGAUGGCCAAGAAGUGGGCGUUAUGAUGGGAUGGGAACGGGAGAUCAUGCAGAAAACCGUUGAGAAAUUAUGCAUCGAUCACGAAAAGAAAAAUCUAGGGUUGAAAGUCCUUAAUGUCGGGUUUGGUCUUGGUAUAAUCGACAAUUUCUUCCAAAAUCUCAGCACACCCCCUGCAUUGCAUGUGAUUGUAGAGCCCCAUCGUGACGUUCUCGCUCAUAUGAAAGAACAAGGGUGGUACGACAAAAAGGGAGUGAGCAUAUUGGAGGGCAAGUGGCAAGACUGCAUUGCUAGCGAGGCCCUUCAAGGAUUUGGAAAAUUUGACAUCAUCUAUACGGACACCUUCUCAGAAAACUAUAGCGAACUCCAUAAUUUUUUCAAACAUCUACGAGAACUUCUAGCGAGUCCUGAAUCGAGGUUCAGCUUUUUCAAUGGCCUGGGCGCAACCAACGCGCUAUUUUAUGAUGUGUAUACUCGGUUGUCGGAACUGCACCUUGCCAAUGCUGGAUACGAUGUUGUCUGGAAUGAUGUGGAUGUGAGCGCUCAAAAAGAAGAAGAAAGAUGGGGUGAAACGCGAAAGUACUUCUCUUUGCCAAUUUACCGUUUACCCAUAGCGAAGCCCAAGCAAAUCUAAAACAUGAGAUCAUUUUGGACUAUCAUUUUGACAGUGUAGUAAAAGGUAGUCAAUGCGAGCUAAUGACUCUUACCGCUCAUGAGCUCAAAAAGACCCGCCACAGCAAUGAGUAUCUUAU
Messenger RNA from Suillus subalutaceus, 1417 nucleotides. RefSeq lists its product as uncharacterized. Gene Ontology annotation, biological process: peptidyl-arginine methylation. The transcript has 7 exons. Gene Ontology annotation, cellular component: nucleus; cytoplasm. Gene Ontology annotation, molecular function: protein arginine N5-methyltransferase activity; protein binding. The coding region runs from base 139 to 1299 and encodes 386 amino acids. The record is from RefSeq and is a predicted model, not a curated record. NCBI's taxonomy places the organism in Eukaryota, Fungi, Basidiomycota, Agaricomycetes, Boletales, Suillaceae.